AUGUCCUCCUGGCAAGACCUCUGCAACGCCCGCAAGCGCGCACAGGUCGCCGCCCUCCCCAAGCACUGGCUCAUCGACCUCCCGCCCGACCACGUCCGCGACGUCCGCGCCGUCCCCCACACCUGCCGCCUCCUCUCCCCGCGCGAGCUCGAGAUCACAGACACCACCGACGUCGACCGCCUCCUCCUCAACCUCCGCACCGCCGUCUGGUCCGCCGUCGAGGUCACCACCGCGUUCUACAAGCGCGCCGUCGUCGCCCAGCAGCUGACCAACUGCUUGACCGAGAUCUUCAUUGAUCGCGCCCUUGCCCGCGCGAAGGAGGUCGAUGACUACCUCAAGGCGACCGGCAGGCCCGUCGGGCCCCUCCAUGGCCUGCCCAUCUCCCUCAAGGACCAGUUCCCCCUCAAGGGCCUCGAGACCAUCAUGGGAUACGCGGGAUGGAUUGGCCGCUACGCCGACGCGGACUGCGUCCUGGUCGAGAUUCUCCACGAACAAGGCGCCGUCCCCUUCGUCCGCACCAAUGUGCCGCAGACCCUCAUGUGGGGUGAAACAUACAACCACGUCUUCGGGCGGACGACGCAUCCGUUCAACAGGGCCAUGACGCCCGGCGGCUCCUCCGGCGGCGAGGGCGCGCUCAUCGCCCUCCGCGGAAGCCCCCUGGGCGUCGGCACCGACAUCGGCGGCUCCGUCCGCAUCCCCAGCGCGUUCUGCGGGCUCUACGGCCUGCGCCCGUCCUACGCGCGCCUCCCGUACGCGAACGCCGUCAACUCCGCCGAGGGCCAGGAGAGCAUCGCGUCCGUGCUCGGCCCGAUGGCGGGCUCCCUCGCCGGCGUGCGCGUGUUCACGCAGGCGAUCGUCGACGCGCAGCCGUGGCGCCGCGACCCGCUCGCGGUGCGCAAGGCGUGGCAGUGGGACGAGUACGCGCUCAAGGAACAUGGCGCGGGCGGGCGCAUGUGCUUUGCGGUCAUGUGGGACAACGGGGUUGUCAAGCCGCACCCGCCGGUGAGGAGGGCGAUGGAGCUCGUGAAGGCCGCGCUGGAGAAGGCGGGGCAUACCGUGAUCGACUGGGAGAACCACCGACACCUGGAGCUGUACGAGGUUGCGGAACGCGUAUUCGCGGCGGACGACGCGCACGACUUCCUCACCGAGUGCGCCCGCUCCGGGGAGCCGCUCAUCCAGACCAUGAGCCCAGAGACGGACGCGCACGAAUACGCCCUCGACGAGCCCUUCGCGCGCACAAUCGUCGGCGAGCGCCGGCACCUGAGCGUGUACGAGCUCUGGCAGCUGCACAAGCAGAAGCGCGAUCUGCGCAAGUCCCACCUCGACCACUGGGAGGCGACCGUCGCGCGCACGCGCACGGGCCGCCCGGUCGACGCGAUCAUCAGCCCGGUGGCCCCGUACACGGCCUGCCCGCACGGGUGCAACUCGGACGCGUUCUACACGACUAUGACGAACACGCUGGACUAUACUACGUCCGUCUUCCCGGUGACGUGCGCGGACGCAGAGCUGGACAAGGCCGAGCCGCCGCAUGCUUUCUACAACCAUGAAGAUGAGGCGGUUUACAAGUUGUAUGAUCCGCAGCUCUUCCACGGGCUUCCCGUCGGCCUCCAGUUGAUCGGACGGACGCUGGAGGAGGAGGGUGUGAUUGCGAUGACGGAGGUUGUCGACAAGGCACUGAAGGCGAUGCAUUAA
This is a messenger RNA of Rhodofomes roseus, 1692 nucleotides long. Its product is annotated as general amidase. The coding region runs from base 1 to 1692 and encodes 563 amino acids. The record is from RefSeq and is a predicted model, not a curated record. The transcript is spliced from 10 exons. Lineage: Eukaryota; Fungi; Basidiomycota; Agaricomycetes; Polyporales; Fomitopsidaceae.